Messenger RNA from Gallus gallus (chicken), 2558 nucleotides. It is a transcript of the gene AQP1, whose product is annotated as aquaporin 1. Gene Ontology annotation, biological process: carbon dioxide transmembrane transport; renal water transport; hyperosmotic response. The transcript is spliced from 4 exons. NCBI's taxonomy places the organism in Eukaryota, Metazoa, Chordata, Aves, Galliformes, Phasianidae. The record is from RefSeq and is marked provisional. Bases 82 to 894 code for a protein of 270 amino acids. Gene Ontology annotation, molecular function: water channel activity; carbon dioxide transmembrane transporter activity; ammonium channel activity. Gene Ontology annotation, cellular component: membrane.
AGCUUUCUCUUCAGACCUCGAAGGGAAAAUAUCAGGCAGGGGAAAGAAACAGAAGAGAAAGAGGGCAGAGAAAGAGGAGAGAUGGCCAGUGAAUUCAAAAAGAAAAUGUUCUGGAGGGCGGUGGUGGCUGAGUUCCUCGCCAUGAUCCUCUUUAUUUUUAUCAGCAUUGGCUCGGCUCUGGGUUUUAAUUUCCCAGUGUCAGUCAACGGGACAUCAGCAACUCAGGACAACGUGAAGGUUUCGCUGGCUUUUGGGUUAUCCAUCGCGACCAUGGCGCAGAGCGUGGGCCACAUCAGCGGUGCCCACCUGAACCCGGCGGUGACCCUGGGCCUCCUGCUGAGCUGCCAGAUCAGCAUCUUCAAGGCGCUGAUGUACAUCCUCGCCCAGUGCCUGGGGGCAGUGGUGGCCACCGCCAUCCUGUCCGGAGUCACCUCCUCUCUGCCCUACAACUCCCUGGGGCUCAAUGCGCUUGCAAAAGGAAUCAAUGCAGGCCAAGGACUAGGAAUUGAAAUCAUUGCUACUCUCCAGCUGGUUUUGUGCGUUCUUGCCACCACAGACCGGAGAAGGAAUGAUGUCUCAGGAUCAGCACCUCUGGCCAUUGGUCUCUCUGUUGCCUUGGGACAUCUCCUUGCAAUUGAUUACACCGGUUGUGGAAUUAACCCAGCCAGAUCUUUUGGCUCAGCACUGAUUGCCAACAACUUUGAAAAUCAUUGGAUCUUCUGGGUUGGCCCAAUCAUUGGAGGAGCAGGUGCUGCCCUCAUCUAUGACUUCAUCCUGGCUCCCAGAAGCAGUGACCUGACUGAUCGCGUGAAGGUGUGGACCAGCGGCCAAGUAGAAGAGUAUGAUCUGGAAGGAGAUGAUAUGAACUCCAGAGUUGAAAUGAAGCCAAAAUAAAGAAGGACAAGGGGGAGGGGAAACGCAUUGGUUUUUGAAGAUUUUAUCAGUGUUAUAGACUCUUUGUAAACCAGCAAGAAGUACUUUGUUUUGUAAUUCAAUAUGGUUUUCCAUUUUUUUGCACCCAAUCUAAAUAGCUAUUUUAUAUCUGGGGUCUUUCAAUUACAAUGUCUUCAGGCCAAGAAUUCAUUAGAAUGAUCUAAAUAAAUUGGGUUGUUAUUUAACCCUUCUCUCACUACUAUGAAAUUUGCUGGUGUGUUCAGUGUGGCUGGCUCUCCCAGCACAUCAUGCAGUAGUGAUGAGUAGCUUUCUGAAAGAAUAGAUACUUAGGAUAAAACUCCAUCUGUACCAUUAAUAGGGGUUUAUACCAGAAAAAAAGUAUUUAUACAGAAAUAAAUACAAGGCUGACAUUUAAUGUCAGCAGUGCAUGUGAAAAAAAUUCUUUAAGCAUUUCUCAGAAAUACCUUUUGGAAGCAAAGGCUGCUAAAAAUCAUUUGUUAUAUAGAAAGAACCAUAAUUUUCUAAAUUGUUGAUGACCUCCAAGAAAGAGGACCAGAAAUACUGUUGAGCAGAACAAGAAGCUCCAGAUUUCCGAGAUCUAUUUGCAUUUUCCAGUGUUUCGUCCUCUCUGAACCUGCAUCCAGUUGUGAAGGGAUAACCUAAAAAUGUGUAGAUAUAUGAAUUCCUGGGAAGUAGUAACUAGAAGUGAGAUUGAAGAGCAGUAGUUACAACAGCAACAAGAACAACAUGGUGCUGAUAUGUAAACAGGAUCUGAUUGUUCCUGUGGCUGUUCUACUUUUGCUUCUCUUAUGUAAAUUAACUGUAUAUUUGAAAAGAAACCAGGAAAAAAAAAAUAAAGACUCCUUUCUUCCUGACCCCAUUUUAAGAGCAAGUGCUAUGACAUUCAGGGACAAUUAAUAGAUAUACACACAGUAUAUUUUCUAAUGAGGGACAAGUAAAUACCCGUGUGUAAGUCCAUUUUGAGGGUCAUUUCUUUGGUUUUUAUAUAUAUAUAUAUAAAUAUAAAUGUUUAUAUAUGUGUUUUAUACAGAAAGCCUAGUAUACUGUUUUGUAAGAAAAUAAGAGCAGAAAACAAGUGGAAAGAAUUUCAUAAGAGCUUAGCAAAAUAAAUGACACUGGAAACAUGAAGAAAACUAACACUCUAAACAAAAUGGAAGACGAUUUUCUGUUUUUGUGUGCGUGCUACCUUUGAUUUCCUGAAUAACCCAUAACAGUAGCUGGUCUCACAUACUAACUAUAGACUAUAGCUGAAGCAGAUAGGUGCUGAUAUACUUGUUCUGCACUAAACCGUUUUACGUAAGGAAUGAGGCCCAGAGAAACCUACAUAAAAAAUGACACAGUUAACCCUUCAGACAAGCACCCCGGAGGUAAUAUGAAUGACAGAUGUCUCCUGGUGGACAGACAGCAUGGACAGUGAAAAUGAAAGAGGGUUGACAUAGGAAUCCAUAUAGAUUGGAUCAUUUCAUCUAGUUGAGAAGAUGUGCAAGAUAAAAAGAAAAAAAAAAAAAAGAAAUGCCAGCAGACUAAACCAGAAUCUUUCUUGCCUACUUUUGGUGUGUUAUCCUGUGUAUUGUCAGUGUACAUGCAGCAUGAUUGGAUUUUGGGGUGGUUUAAAAAUAAACAAAACCAUUUGUGCUAACACA